Messenger RNA from Raphanus sativus (radish), 1600 nucleotides. RefSeq names its product transcription factor IIIA. Gene Ontology annotation, biological process: regulation of transcription by RNA polymerase II. Lineage: Eukaryota; Viridiplantae; Streptophyta; Magnoliopsida; Brassicales; Brassicaceae. The coding region runs from base 454 to 1350 and encodes 298 amino acids. The record is from RefSeq and is a predicted model, not a curated record. Gene Ontology annotation, cellular component: nucleus. The transcript has 7 exons.
UCGAUCUCGCUUCUUCUUCGUCUUCUAGAGAGUGCGGCGUCUGCUAGAAACGAACGAAUCACAAAGAGAAAUGGGUGAAGAAGCAGCUAACGUAGAUACCAAGGCAUCGAAAGCCAAGGACAUACGUCACUACCUCUGCCAGUAUUGCGGAAUCAGCAGAUCCAAAAAGUAUCUCAUCGCUUCACACAUCAAUUCUCAUCACAAGAUGGAAGUUGAAAUGGAAAGAGAUGAGGAAGAAGCCUUUGAGGUUGAUGAAGAAGAAGAGGUCUUUGGUAAAAACACUUGCCAUGAGUGUAGCGCUGAGUUCAAGAAACCUGCUCACUUGAAGCAGCAUAUGCAGAGCCAUUCCCUCGAGGAAAUGAAUGACCUUUAAUUUGUUUAAUAACAAAAUGGUCUUUUAAUUUGUGUUAUUGCGUGAGGCAUUGGAUCCCCCCAAAAAGAGUGAACUCCAAAAUGCGAGGCUACAUGUUAUGGACUAGUAUCAGGGUUGGGAGACCUCCUGAGAAGCUCCUGCUAAGACCUUUUGAGUGCUAUGUGGAUGAUUGUACUUCUAGCUAUAGGAGGAAGGAUCAUCUCAAUAGGCAUCUUCUUACCCAUAAAGGGAAGCUGUUUAAGUGCCCAGUGGAGAGUUGCAAGAGUGAGUUCUCAGUACAUGGCAACAUCAGCAGGCAUGUUAAGAAGUUUCAUAGUAAGGACGAUGGAGACAAGGACAAGGAAGAUACUGGUCAUGGAGAUUCUCAGCCCUCGGAAUGUUCAACUGGUCAGAAGAAGCUUUUCUGCAAAGAAAAUGGUUGUGGAAAGGCGUUUAAGUAUCCGUCACAGCUGCAGAAGCAUCAGGAUUCUCAUGUGAAACUGGACUCUAUUGAAGCUUUUUGUUCCGAGCCUGGGUGCAUGAAGUACUUCACAAACGAGGAAUGUCUCAAGGCACACAUAAGAUCCUCCCAUCAGCACAUCAACUGCGAGAUAUGCGGCUCUAAGCAUCUGAAAAAGAACAUCAAGAGACACUUACGGACUCAUGAAGAAGGUUCGUCACCAGGAGAAUUCAAGUGUGAAGUCGAGGGUUGCUCUUCAACAUUCUCCAAGGCUUCUAAUCUUCAGAAACACAUGAAAGCAGUGCACGAGGAUAUCAGACCCUUUGUAUGUGGCUUUACAGGUUGCGGCAUGAGAUUUGCUUACAAACAUGUCAGAAACAACCAUGAGAAAUCCGGGUCCCACAUAUACACCUGCGGAGAUUUUGUUGAAGCCGAUGAAGAUUUCACAUCAAGACCAAGAGGUGGAGUCAAGAGAAAACAUGUUACAGCCGAAAUGCUGAUAAGGAAGAGAGUCAUGCCUCCUCAGUUUGAUUCAUAAGAACACCAGACUUGCUAGUUCUUACAGGCAGAUAUGGUUUCGUUUUGUGUAAAGUUUAUUUGUUUUAUUUGUCUGUAGGAGAAAAUAUAGAGCGGGAGUAGUAAUAGUAGUGUGUAAAAGAUAAGGUUCUGGGAUAAAGAUCGACACACUUUAGAAUGCUAAAGUCAAAUCUCUUUAACUCUCGUUUGUCCAUAUUCAUUUCAAAGUCUAAAAAUCUCAAGUUUUGGGUCAAAGUAAACAAAACUUGACU